This is a messenger RNA of [Candida] anglica, 468 nucleotides long. NCBI's taxonomy places the organism in Eukaryota, Fungi, Ascomycota, Pichiomycetes, Serinales, Debaryomycetaceae. The record is from the annotation of a GenBank genome assembly.
AUGGCUAAGAAGGAAAAGGUCUCUAAGAGCGGCGCUGCCGAAGAAGAAGACAACUACGAAAAGAGAAUGUCGGCUGUCUUGUCAUUUGCCAAGCCACUUGCUCCAAAGAAGUUGAACAAGAAGGUUUUGAAGACCGUCAAGAAGGCCUCCAAGGCCAAGCACGUCAAGAGAGGGGUUAAGGAAGUUGUCAAGGCCUUGAGAAAGGGUGAAAAGGGUUUGGUUAUCAUUGCCGGGGACAUUUCUCCUCCAGAUGUCAUUUCCCACAUCCCAGUCUUGUGUGAAGAUUCCUCUGUUCCAUACGUUUUCAUUCCAUCCAAGGAAGACUUGGGCUCUGCUGGUGCCACCAAGAGACCAACCUCCUGUGUGAUGAUCGUCCCAGGUGGUGGAAAGUCCAAGAAGAACGCCGACAAGACCGAUGAAUACAGAGAAUCCUUCGACGAAGUUGUCAAGGAAAUCCCUGCUUUGUAG